Messenger RNA from Lytechinus variegatus (green sea urchin), 8072 nucleotides. RefSeq lists its product as uncharacterized. The transcript is spliced from 39 exons. Lineage: Eukaryota; Metazoa; Echinodermata; Echinoidea; Temnopleuroida; Toxopneustidae. Gene Ontology annotation, biological process: regulation of transcription by RNA polymerase II. Gene Ontology annotation, molecular function: RNA polymerase II transcription regulatory region sequence-specific DNA binding; DNA-binding transcription factor activity, RNA polymerase II-specific. Bases 83 to 7267 code for a protein of 2394 amino acids. The record is from RefSeq and is a predicted model, not a curated record. Gene Ontology annotation, cellular component: nucleus.
AUAAAGAGAUUGAGAAUGAAGAGGACAAGAGACAAUCGCCCAUGAUAGAAUGCAGUGAAGAGAAGUCAUAUCGGUGUUUACAAUGCAAACACACACAGGAGAAAAGCCUUACAGUUCUCAUUGUGAGAAGAGAUUUUGUUACAAGAGCAAACUUACUCAUCAUAUGACCAGUCCUGAUACAGGUCAAGACCAAUGUACUAUACAAGGUCAAACCUUCAUGAUCAAACAGGAAAUAGAUGAAGACAUGACCAAUCCUGAUACAGGUCAAGACCGAUUUACUAUUCAAGGUCAAACCUUCAUGGUCAAACAGGAAUUAGAUGAAAACAUGACCAACCCUGAUACAGGUCAAGAGCAAUGUACUAUACAAGGUCAAACCAUUACCAUCAAACAGGAAGUAGAUGAAGAUAUGACCAACCCUGAUACCGAUCAUGACCAAUGUACCACACAAGGUCAAACCUUCAUGAUCAAACAGGAAUUAGAUGAAGACAUGACCAACCCUGAUACAGGUCAAGAGCAAUGUACUAUACAAGGUCAAACCAUUACCAUCAAACAGGAAGUAGAUGAAGAUAUGACCAACCCUGAUACCGAUCAUGACCAAUGUACCACACAAGGUCAAACCUUCAUGAUCAAACAGGAAUUAGAUGAAGACAUGACCAACCCUGAUACAGGUCAAGAGCAAUGUACUAUACAAGGUCAAACCAUUACCAUCAAACAGGAAGUAGAUGAAGACAUGACCAAUCCUGAUACAGGUCAAGACCAAUGGACCACACAAUGUCAAACCUUCAUGAUCAAACAGGAAUUAGAUGAAGACAUGACCAACCCUGAUACAGGUCAAGAGCAAUGUACUAUACAAGGUCAAACCAUUACCAUCAAACAGGAAGUAGAUGAAGAUAUGACCAACCCUGAUACCGAUCAUGACCAAUGUACCACACAAGGUCAAACCUUCAUGAUCAAACAGGAAUUAGAUGAAGACAUGACCAACCCUGAUACAGGUCAAGAGCAAUGUACUAUACAAGGUCAAACCAUUACCAUCAAACAGGAAGUAGAUGAAGACAUGACCAAUCCUGAUACAGGUCAAGACCAAUGGACCACACAAUGUCAAACCUUCAUGAUCAAACAGGAAUUAGAUGAAGACAUGACCAACCCUGAUACAGGUCAAGAGCAAUGUACUAUACAAGGUCAAACCAUUACCAUCAAACAGGAAGUAGAUGAAGAUAUGACCAACCCUGAUACCGAUCAUGACCAAUGUACCACACAAGAUAAAGAGAUUGAGAAUGAAGAGGACAAGAGACAAUCGCCCAUGAUAGAAUGCAGUGAAGAGAAGUCAUAUCGGUGUUUACUAUGCAGUAUGACAUUCAUGGAUGAGAGCAGUUUAAUUCUACAUCUGAAAGCAUGCUUUAGAGAAGAGGGAUCAGUUAGCAGUCUGAGAACAAAGUUAGAUAUGAGCUUUAAGUGCCCCCAUUGUGAUAAGAUUUUUGAAUCCCAGGAUCAUCUUAUGACCCAUGUGAGCUCACACACUGGAGAAGAGUUUUAUCAUUGCUCUCAUUGUGAAAAGGGAUUUUCUAACAAGAGCGAUCUUACACUUCAUAUAAGUGCACACACAGGAGAAAAAUUUUCUCAUUGUGAGAAGAGAUUUUCUAGUAGCAGUAUUCGUACCCGUCAUAUAAGAAGACACCCGGGAGAAAAGCCUUACUGUUGUUCUUCUUGUGAGAAGAGAUUUUGUUAUAAGAGCGAACUUACUUGUCAUAUAAAAACACAUACAGGAGAAAAAACUUAUAAUUGUUCUCAUUGUGAGAAGAGAUUUUGUUACAAGAGCCGUCUUGAAACUCAUAUGAAAUCACACACGGGAGAAAAGCCUUACAGUUGUUCUCAUUGUGAGAAGAGAUUUUGUUACAAGAGCGAACUUACUCGUCAUACAAGAACACAUACAGGAGAAAAGCCUUACAUUUGUUUUUAUUGUGAGAAGAGAUUUUCUAACAAGAUCAAUCUUACUCGUCAUACAAGAACACAUACAGGAGAAAAGCCUUACAUUUGUUUUUAUUGUGAGAAGAGAUUUUCUAACAAGACCAAUCUUACUCAUCAUUUAAGAAUACAUACAGGAGAAAAAUCUUAUCAUUGCUCUCAUUGUGAGAAGAGAUUUUCCAGAAAGAGCACUCUUACUCAUCAUAUGAAAACACACAGAGGAGAAAAGCCUUACAGUUGUUCUCAUUGUGAGAAGAGAUUUUCUCUUAAGAGCACUCUUACUCAUCAUAUGAGAACACAUACUGGAGAAAAGCCUUACAGUUGUUCUUAUUGUGAGAAGAGAUUUCGUCACAAGAGCAAACUUACUUGUCAUAUACGAACACAUACAGGAGAAAAGCCUUAUAGUUGUUCUCAUUGUGAGAAGAGAUUUUCUGUCAAGAGGACUCUUACUCAUCAUAUGAGAACACAUACAGGAGAAAAGCCUUACAGUUGUUCUUAUUGUGAGAAGAGAUUUUCUCAAAAGAGCACUCUUACUCAUCAUAUGAGAACACAUACUGGAGAAAAGCCUUAUAGUUCUCAUUGUGAGAAGAGAUUUUCUGUCAAGAACAAUCUUACUCAUCAUAUGAGAACACACACUGGAGAAAAAUCUUAUCAUUGCUCUCAUUGUGAGAAGAGAUUUUCCAGAAAGAGCACUCUUACUCAUCAUAUGAGAACACAUACUGGAGAAAAGCCUUAUAGUUGUUCUCAUUGUGAGAAGAGAUUUUCUCUUAAGAGCACUCUUACUCAUCAUAUGAGAACACAUACUGGAGAAAAACCUUAUCAUUGCUCUUAUUGUGAGAAGAGAUUUUCUAACAAGGGCAAUCUUAAUCAUCAUAUAAGAACACACACUGGAGAAAAGCCUUACAGUUGUUCUUAUUGUGAGAACAGAUUUUGUUACCAGAGUGAUCUUACUCGUCAUAUGAGAACACAUACAGGAGAAAAGCCUUAUAGUUGUUUUCAUUGUGAGAAGAGUUUUUCUGUUAAGAGUAAUCUUAAUCAUCAUAUACGAACACACACAGGAGAAAAGCCUUACAGUUCUCAUUGUGAGAAGAGAUUUUGUUACAAGAGCAAACUUACUCAUCAUAUGACCAGUCCUGAUACAGGUCAAGACCAAUGUACUAUACAAGGUCAAACCUUCAUGAUCAAACAGGAAUUAGAUGAAGACAUGACCAAUCCUGAUACAGGUCAAGACCGAUUUACUAUUCAAGGUCAAACCUUCAUGGUCAAACAGGAAUUAGAUGAAGACAUGACCAACCCUGAUACAGGUCAAGAGCAAUGUACUAUACAAGGUCAAACCAUUACCAUCAAACAGGAAGUAGAUGAAGAUAUGACCAACCCUGAUACCGAUCAUGACCAAUGUACCACACAAGGUAAAGAGAUUGAGAAUGAAGAGGACAAGAGACAAUCGCCCAUGAUAGAAUGCAGUGAAGAGAAGUCACAUCGGUGUUUACAAUGCAGUAAGACAUUCAUGGAUGAGAGCGCUUUCAUUCUACAUCUGAAAGCAUGCUUUAGAGAAGAGGGAUCAGUUAGCAGUCUGAGAACAAAGUUAGAUAUGAGCUUUAAGUGCCCCCAUUGUGAUAAGAUUUUUGAAUCCCAGGAUCAUCUUAUGACCCAUGUGAGCUCACACACUGGAGAAGAGUUUUAUCAUUGCUCUCAUUGUGAAAAGGGAUUUUCUAACAAGAGCGAUCUUACACUUCAUAUAAGUGCACACACAGGAGAAAAGCCUUAUAGUUGUUCUCAUUGUGAGAAGAGAUUUUCUUUCAAGAAGACUCUUACUCAUCAUAUGAGAACACAUACAGGAGAAAAGCCUUACAGUUGUUCUUAUUGUGAGAAGAGAUUUUGUUGCCAGAGCGAACUUACUUGUCAUAUAAGAACACAUACAGGAGAAAAGCCUUAUAGUUGUUCUCAUUGUGAGAAGAGAUUUUCUGCCAAGAGGACUCUUACUCAUCAUAUGAGAACACAUACAGGAGAAAAGCCUUAUAGUUGUUCUCAUUGUGAGAAGAGAUUUUCUCAAAAGAGCAAUCUUACUCAUCAUAUGAGAACACAUACUGGAGAAAAGCCUUAUAGUUGUUCUCAUUGUGAGAAGAGAUUUUCUUUUAAGAGUUCUCUUACUCAUCAUAUGAGAACACAUACAGGAGAAAAGCCUUAUAGUUGUUCUCAUUGUGAGAAGAUGUUUUCUAACAAGUCCAAUCUUACUCGUCAUAUCAGAACACACACAGGAGAAAAGCCUUACAGUUCUCAUUGUGAGAAGAGAUUUUGUUACAAGAGCAAACUUACUCAUCAUAUGACCAGUCCUGAUACAGGUCAAGACCAAUGUACUAUACAAGGUCAAACCAUCGAGGUCGUACAGGAAGUAGAUGAAGAUAUGACCAACCCUUAUACAGAUCAUGACCAAUGUACCACACAAUGUCAAACCUUCAUGAUCAAACAGGAAUUAGAUGAAGACAUGACCAAUCCUGAUACAGGUCAAGACCGAUUUACUAUACAAGGUCAAACCUUCAUGGUCAAACAGGAAUUAGAUGAAGACAUGACCAACCCUGAUACAGGUCAAGAGCAAUGUACUAUACAAGGUCAAACCAUUACCAUCAAACAGGAAGUAGAUGAAGAUAUGACCAACCCUGAUACCGAUCAUGACCAAUGUACCACACAAGGUCAAAACUUCAUGAUCAAACAGGAAUUAGAUGAAGACAUGACCAACCCUGAUACAGGUCAAGACCAAUGUACUAUACAAGGUCAAACCAUCGAGGUCGUACAGGAAGUAGAUGAAGAUAUGACCAACCCUUAUACAGAUCAUGACCAAUGUACCACACAAUGUCAAACCUUCAUGAUCAAACAGGAAUUAGAUGAAGACAUGACCAAUCCUGAUACAGGUCAAGACCGAUUUACUAUACAAGGUCAAACCUUCAUGGUCAAACAGGAAUUAGAUGAAGACAUGACCAACCCUGAUACAGGUCAAGAGCAAUGUACUAUACAAGGUCAAACCAUUACCAUCAAACAGGAAGUAGAUGAAGAUAUGACCAACCCUGAUACCGAUCAUGACCAAUGUACCACACAAGGUCAAACCUUCAUGAUCAAACAGGAAUUAGAUGAAGACAUGACCAACCCUGAUACAGGUCAAGACCAAUGUACUAUACAAGAUAAAGAGAUUGAGAAUGAAGAGGACAAGAGACAAUCGCCCAUGAUAGAAUGCAGUGAAGAGAAGUCAUAUCGGUGUUUACUAUGCAGUAAGACAUUCAUGGAUGAGAGCGCUUUCAUUCUACAUGUACAUCUGAAAGCAUGCUUUAGAGAAGAGGGAUCAGUUAGCAGUCUGAGAACAAAGUUAGAUAUGAGCUUUAAGUGCCCCCAUUGUGAUAAGAUUUUUGAAUCCCAGGAUCAUCUUAUGACCCAUGUGAGCUCACACACUGGAGAAGAGUUUUAUCAUUGCUCUCAUUGUGAAAAGGGAUUUUCUAACAAGAGCGAUCUUACACUUCAUAUAAGUGCACACACAGGAGAAAAGCCUUACAGUUGUUCUUAUUGUGAGAAGAGAUUUUCUGACAAGAGCGAACUUACUUGUCAUAUACGAACACAUACAGGAGAAAAGCCUUAUAGUUGUUCUCAUUGUGAGAAGCGAUUUUCUGUCAAGAAGACUCUUACUCAUCAUAUGAGAACACAUAUAGGAGAAAGGCCUUACAGUUGUUCUUAUUGUGAGAAGAGAUUUUGUUACAAGAGCGAACUUACUUGUCAUAUACGAACACAUACAGGAGAAAAGCCUUAUAGUUGUUCUCAUUGUGAGAAGAGAUUUUCUGCCAAGAGGACUCUUACUCAUCAUAUGAGAACACAUACAGGAGAAAAGCCUUAUAGUUGUUCUCAUUGUGAGAAGAGAUUUUCUCAAAAGAGCAAUCUUACUCAUCAUAUGAAAACACAUACUGGAGAAAAGCCUUAUAGUUGUUCUCAUUGUGAGAAGAGAUUUUCUCUUAAGAGCACUCUUACUUAUCAUAUGAGAACACAUACUGGAGAAAAAUCUUAUCAUUGCUCUCAUUGUGAGAAGAGAUUUUCCAGAAAGAGCACUCUUACUCAUCAUAUGAAAACACAUACUGGAGAAAAGCCUUAUAGUUGUUCUUAUUGUGAGAAGAGAUUUUUUUACAAGAGCGAACUUACUUGUCAUAUACGAACACAUACAGGAGAAAAGCCUUAUAGUUGUUCUCAUUGUGAGAAGAGAUUUUCUGUCAAGAAGACUCUUACUCAUCAUAUGAGAACACAUACAGGAGAAAAGCCUUACAGUUGUUUUCUUUGUGAGAAGAGUUUUUCUGUCAAGAGUAAUCUUAAUGAUCAUAUACGAACACAUACAGGAGAAAAAACUUAUCAUUGCUCUCAUUGUGAGAAGAUAUUUUCUAACAAGUCCAAUCUUACUCGUCAUAUCAGAACACACACAGGAGAAAAGCCUUACAGUUCUCAUUGUGAGAAGAGAUUUUGUUACAAGAGCAAACUUACUCAUCAUAUGACCAGUCCUGAUACAGGUCAAGACCAAUGUACUAUACAAGGUCAAACCUUCAUGGUCAAACAGGAAUUAGAUGAAGACAUGACCAACCCUGAUACAGGUCAAGACCAAUGUACGAUACAAGGUCAAACCAUCGAGGUCGUACAGGAAGUAGAUGAAGAUAUGACCAACCCUUAUACAGAUCAUGACCAAUGUACCACACAAGAUCAAACCUUCAUGAUCAAACAGGAAUUAGAUGAAGACAUGACCAAUCCUGAUACAGGUCAAGACCGAUUUACUAUACAAGGUCAAACCUUCAUGGUCAAACAGGAAUUAGAUGAAGACAUGACCAACCCUGAUACAGGUCAAGAGCAAUGUACUAUACAAGGUCAAACCAUUACCAUCAAACAGGAAGUAGAUGAAGAUAUGACCAACCCUGAUACCGAUCAUGACCAAUGUACCACACAAGGUCAAAACUUCAUGAUCAAACAGGAAUUAGAUGAAGACAUGACCAACCCUGAUACAGGUCAAGACCAAUGUACUAUACAAGAUCAAACCAUUACCAUCAAACAGGAAGUAAAUGAAGACAUGACCAACCGUGAUACAGGCAAAGACCAAUUUACCACACAAGAUAAAGAGAUUGAGAAUGAAGAGGACAAGAGACAAUCGCCCAUGAUAGAAUGCAGUGAAGAGAAGUCAUAUCUGUGUUUACUAUGCAGUAAGACAUUCAUGGAUGAGAGCGCUUUAAUUCUACAUCUGAAAGCAUGCUUUAGAGAAGAGGGAUCAGUAAGCAGUCUAGACCAAAGUUAGAUUUUUGAAUAAGAUUUUUUUUAGAUAAGAUUUUUGAAUCCCAGGAUCAUCUUAUGACCCAUGUGAGCACACACUGGAGAAGAGUUUUAUCAUUGCUCUCAUUGUGAGAAGAGAUUUUCUGACGAACAAUCUUACUCGUCAUAUAAGAAGACACACGGGAGAAAAGCCUUACACUUGACCUCAUUGUGAGAAGAGAUUUUCUUGCAAGACCAGUUUUACUCUUCAUAUAAGAACACUUACAGGAGAAAAACCCUUCAUAUGCUGUCUUUUUGAGAAAGAAUUUUCCAGAAAGAGCAAUCUUCCAAGAACUCAUACGGGAGAAAAUUUUCGUCACUAAAAACAAUUUGGUUCUUCCUAUAGGCCUAUUACUAUUAUUGUUUUGAGUUAAACAAAUAUACUCUAUCAAUGAUCUAGUUUUGUUUAUUCAUUCUAUUACGAAGCAAACAUAAAAUAAACUGAGAAAGUUAUACAACAUAAUUAAUUUUCAUUUAAUAUCACCAAACAGUUAUAUUCACAUCUUGAUUGGUAUGCAAAUGAGGGGACUGAUAACAUUACUCACCCGCCUCUAUAUUUUGUAUUUCUUUAUAUGAAAUAUUCCAAUUUACUUCCUUUUUUACUGUGAAAAAAGUUGUAUUCCUCCCUGAACAUGUCAGAUUACCAUUGUUUUAACAAAUUAUGGUUCAGUAAAGUUGGUCCUUAUUAUCACAUCUGAUCAUUGAUUCUCUCAUUUGCAUGUCACUGAGUUGUGCUUAUAUAACUGUUUUGUGUGAAAAUUCAAGUUGUAACUUUGAUAUUUUACAUCUGA